Arvicola amphibius (Eurasian water vole) is the source of this 2658-nucleotide messenger RNA. It is a transcript of the gene Sla, whose product is annotated as Src like adaptor. The record is from RefSeq and is a predicted model, not a curated record. NCBI's taxonomy places the organism in Eukaryota, Metazoa, Chordata, Mammalia, Rodentia, Cricetidae. The coding region runs from base 173 to 1021 and encodes 282 amino acids. The transcript is spliced from 9 exons. Gene Ontology annotation, molecular function: protein binding.
UGGCAGCACCACAGCGGAGCCUGUGUGGCCCACUCCGCCUGGAGCAACCGCAGCUGAUGGAGAGCUGGUGACCCCGUGCCUGGUGGCCCUCUGCUGCCAACUCCCAGGAGAGGCCAUGUUCCACGGCAUCUGAAGGCUUCAAGUACCUUCCACAGCCCCAGGCAAGAGAAAGAUGGGGAACAGCCUGAAAUCCACACCUCCGCCUUUGGAGAGGCCAUUACCUGGCACCGAGGGACUUGAAAGCGACUUUCUGGCUGUGCUGAAUGACUACCCAUCUCCUGACAUCAGCCCCCCGAUAUUCCGGAGAGGAGAGAAACUGCGUGUGAUCUCUGAUGAAGGGGGCUGGUGGAAAGCCAUUUCUCUCAGCACCGGCCGGGAAAGUUAUAUUCCAGGAAUGUGUGUGGCCAGAGUGUACCAUGGCUGGCUGUUUGAAGGCCUGGGCAGGGACAAAGCCGAGGAGUUGCUCCAAUUGCCAGAUACGAAGAUCGGUUCCUUCAUGAUCCGAGAGAGUGAAACAAAGAAAGGUUUCUACUCGCUGUCGGUCAGACACAGGCAGGUGAAGCAUUACCGCAUCUUCCGCCUGCCCAACAACUGGUACUACAUCUCACCGAGGCUCACCUUCCAGUGCCUGGAGGACCUGGUGACUCAUUAUUCUGAGGUGGCUGAUGGUCUAUGCUGUGUGCUCACCACACCCUGUCUGGCACAGAACACACCUGCAUCGACAGCUCGUUCAUCACCGUGCACCACCUCUAGUUCACCUGUCACCUUGCGCCAGAAGACCUUUGACUGGAAGAGGGCAUCCAGCAGAUUGCAGGGCGAUCCAGAAGGGGCAGAGAACCCACUCAGCGUGGAUGAAUCCCUUUUCAGCUAUGGUCUCCGGGAAAGCAUCGCAUCCUACCUGUCCCUGACAGGGGAUGACACCAGCUCCUUUGACCGGAAGAAGAAGAGUCUCUCCCUAACUUACGGGGCCAGCAAACGUAAGAGUUCCUUCUUCGCAGCGCCCCAGUACUUUGAAGAUUAAUACCCUGGCUGGUAUGCAAAAGACAAAGGUUUUGACUGCCACCUGAGGUCUUGUGGAAACCUGAGUUCUCUACUCCUUGGUCAUCUUGAGUCUUCGAGGAACCAAUGGAAGUCACGCAGAGACUGCUUUUACACAGUGACCAGAGGAACUCUUCCCUGGUGUUGGAUCAGUUCUGUGGAGCCAGAUCAUGUUUGAAUCACGAUAUAAUGAGUCAGUGCUUUAAAGAGCCAUGUGUGUAUGAGUGUGUGUGUGUAAGGUCACUCUUGAAAGAGAGUGGGAGGAGACUGUCUCCAGCUCACAGUCCAAAUGGCCCACCUCUGAGAUCCUGCCGACAGCAUCCAUCUGAGAAAGAGCACGAGGAAGAUGGCUUCUUAGGUCUGCAGAAUAACCUUUACCUGGAGCAGAGUGACCUUUAAAGGACCAGUGAGACCUUUGGCCUAUGUCUCCUCUCUUCCUAAGGGACCUGCGACACUAACCACUAUCCAGAAGGACUUACAGCUCUGAUCCAAGCGGGACCUUCUGCAUUCAGGUGCACCAAAGCCACAUAGGUAGGAGUCAUGGGAGAGUGUAGGUCAGUGAAGGAGCAGCCGGGAAAGGCAGGCGGCAGCUCAGCUGCACUAACUUCUGAGAUAAACAGAAUUGCCUCUUUAUAUCAAAGGUCUCCUCUAGCCACUGGGGUUCUGUGUUGUUCCAGAACCUGCAUUCCCUCAUGCCUAUUGGCAGAGGCCACUGUGCUGAGGUUAAAUGGGAAUAAAGGAGGCAUGUAUAGCAUCCCUUAAUGUUGGGCUUCUAGCAGGGGGCAGAGAGACGGGCAGAACAGCAGAAUGGAACAGUGGUUGAGAAACAGGAGGAAGCCUCAUGGUUAUACACUGGGACAAGUAAGGGUUACCCAAAAGUCUCUUGUUUCCAUGGAUCUGGUGGAAAUGCAAAGACUGUUGGACCAAGUAGAUUAGUAAGGUUAGGUUUUUUUUUUUUUUUAAAGGAGACUGAUGGGCUUUAAUGAAUUAAUUUAUCCUGUAUAUUUUAAUCUAAGAAGGGCUGGCAUCUGCAUGAAUAAGAAUGCCCAUUUCUGGGGAAGGGGGGCUGGAGAAGCUGAAUGCUGCCAUAUAAGAUUGAGAGGCGAGAGAAAACUCACAGGGCACUCAGGAAAGAGAAGCCUCCAUCCGGUCUCAUGCCUACCUCUUGCCUGGCUGGGAUGCAGGCUAGCUGUGGCUCAUUCCUCCCUGUUUAUCAAAGGUAUUCUCGGUAAGAGGAAUGAAGGGGGGAUCUGCCACCCAUCCUGUGCACAUGCCUGACUCAUCCCGCAAAGGGAAAAGCAUAUGCAUUGACAUGACUUCAUCUAUUGUCCUGUCCAGUGUUUUAUACCAGGAGGCUUGUACGGUCUCCUAGGUCUCCCCCAAAGGUUAUUUCAAGGAGAUUGGCCAGUGUGAGAGAAAGACAUGUCACACAAGGUCAAUGACUUCUGCAUGAGGCCAUGAUCUCCAGCUCCUGAUACGUCAGCUCACUAUCUUCUAUGCUGUCUUCUGUUGUGGUCAAUGUGAUUGGAACUUUGGGAGUACUUCUAAGUGGGAAGCAUUAUACUUUGCUUAAUCAUGUAUUUAUUCCUGAUUAAAGUAAAACACACUUAUUUAACCUUG